This is a messenger RNA of Candidula unifasciata, 1128 nucleotides long. Lineage: Eukaryota; Metazoa; Mollusca; Gastropoda; Stylommatophora; Geomitridae. The record is from the annotation of a GenBank genome assembly.
AUGGAGAAUGGAGAGCUAGAGGUGGUUGAUGAGAAACUGGUCUCAGGAGAUGACAGUGCUAGGACAAAGUUUGGAACUAGAUAUUUGACAGACCCACAGAAUGUAUUUCAACAUAAUGCAUGGGAUAAUGCUGUAUGGGACGAGGAUCAAGAAAUUACUGCCCAGAAAAUUGCCAAGAAUCAUGCAGAUCGUGCAGUUUCCAUAGAUAGGAGAGAUGUGUAUGAAAAAGAAGCUGCUAAGAACUGGAACCAGUUUUACAACAUUCACACAAACCAUUUUUUCAAAGACAGACAUUGGUUGUUUACUGAAUUUCCUGAAUUGUAUGGACCAGAAACAUUCACAGAGAGUACUAUCGCAAGUCACAGUACAUCUACUAAAUCUGAUUUAAAUCCAUCAAACUCAUUGUCAGCAUUUGAUGAAGAAAUUGAUAAAGUAGAUACCGGAAGUAGUAGAGGAAACAAAUCUUUAAUUACCAUACCAGAACAGGUAUCAUGUCAUGAUAGUGACUGUGUUCAACAACAAACACCUGAGGAACAUGUGCCUUUUUUCAGGUUGCUUGAGGUUGGCUGUGGAGUUGGCAAUACUGUGUUUCCAGUUCUAAAAACAAACAAGAAUCCAAACUUGUUCAUCUAUUGCUGUGAUUUUUCAGCCCAGGCUAUUGACAUUGUAAAAGCACAUCCAGAUUAUGAUGAAAGCAGAUGUCAAGCAUUUGUCCAUGAUCUGACAGCUGAUGACUCAGAAGUCCCAUUUCCCUUGGAGAGUCUAGACAUUGUUGUCAUGAUAUUUGUUUUAUCAGCUAUCAGCCCAGAAAGAAUGCAAAGUGCAAUCAAUCGGUUAGCAUCAUAUCUCAAGUCUGGCGGCACUCUUCUGUUCAGGGAUUACGGGCGGUAUGAUAUGGCUCAGCUUCGAUUUAAGGAAGGUCGGUGCUUGUCUGAAAACUUUUAUGUAAGAGGUGAUGGCACAAGAGUCUACUUUUUCACACAGGAUGAACUCAGGACCAUGUUUGAGCUAGCGGGCUUACAGGAGAAAGAGAAUAUAGUUGAUCGACGUUUGCAGGUCAAUAGAGGUCGCCAGCUCAAAAUGUACAGAGUGUGGAUUCAGUGCAAAUAUGUAAAACCUUUGAUAUAG